AUCCUUCUCUUUUCUCAGGGAAAGGGCCACCUGAAUUUGUUGCGGGACCUGCAGAUCCCAUUUUUCAGGUGCUAAUUUGGGUGAAAAUAUUAUAGUUUUCGCUGAGGUCCGACCCCUGUCGCCCUCGCUAAAAGGAUUUUCAGAUAUUUGGGGGGGUGGCCCAGGAUGGGCACGAAGUAACCCAUUGUGGAACCCCUUUCUAAGGAAUGGAUUAUAUAUCUGCCUUGUGUCUUCCACACCUGAGUAGUCUAAGGUUGUGUGAAUUUUAAAGCAGCGAAGAACUUUUGAAGAAAAUUAAUUUUAAGAAGGUUUAUUUUUAAAAAUAAAAAAUAAAAAAAAUAAAGAGACUGAGAGAAGAAGCCAUUUCAAAGAUUUUUUUGAAUUUAUUGUUGGCUGAGACGAGAGAAACAGUGAGUGACCAUGGCGCUUCUGAAGGUGAAAUUUGACUUGAAGAAGCGUGUGAAGUUAGCCCAGGGGCUAUGGCUGAUGUACUGGUUUGCCGUGAUGGCUGGGGUGCUGGUUUUCAGCAUGGGACUCUUCUUCAAGAUUGAGCUUCGCAAGCGGAGUGAGAUUAUGGACAAUAACGAGAGCCAUUUUGUCCCAAACCUGCUAAUUGCGAUGGGGCUGCUGGCCUGUGGGCUCAAUAUCUUUGGUGGAAAGAUCUGCUAUGACUCCCUGGAUCCCACUAAGUUUGCCAAGUGGAAAUCAGUUGUGAAACCCUUCCUGAUAACCUGCUUCAUCUUCAAUGUGCUCCUCUUCAUCACGGCACUGCUCUGCUUCUCCCUUCGCCUGGCCCUCCAGUUCACUCUGGCUGAGGGGCUGAAGAACAGCAUGAAGUUCUACAAGGACACGGACACACCUGGCCGCUGCUUCAUGAAGAAGACCUUGGACAUGAUGCAAAUGGAGUUUCGUUGCUGUGGGAAUAACAACUACAGGGACUGGUUUGAGAUCCAGUGGGUCAGCAACCGGUACUUGGACUUCAGUGCCAAGCAGGUCAAAGACCGUAUACAUAGCAAUGUGGAUGGACAGUACCUGAUGGAUGGGGUUCCCUUUAGCUGCUGCAAUCCCAGCUCUCCAAGACCCUGCAUCCAGUACCAGAUGACCAACAACUCCGCCCACUACAGCUACGACCACUAUACAGAAGAACUCAACAUCUGGAAACGGGGUUGCCGAGAUGCCCUGGUCUCCUACUAUGGGGGCUUGAUGAACACCAUUGGAGCACUGGUGCUGCUUGUCACUGUGCUGGAGGUGGGAGUUAUGGUGGGGCUGCAGUAUGUGAACACCUCACUGGCAACCCUGGUGAACCCCGAGGACCCAGAAAGUGAAAGUGAGGGCUGGCUUCUAGAGAAGAGUGUGAAGGAGACAUUCACGACUAUCAUGGGGAAAAUGAAGGCGAUGGGUAAGAGCAAUCAAAUAGAGGAGGGCGGAGCGGAGCAGCCUGCUGCCACGGCAAGCUGAGCGGGGCCACACCCACAAGAACUGAGACCACUCCCUCCUGUGGGGGAGAGAGAGAGAUGGGCAAAGAAGGAGUGAAAAUAAGUAUCCUCACAAAAAACACAGACACCCACCCACAUACAUACACACACACAUACCACUCCAGUCACCAGAAAGAAAACAAACUAUUAUUCAUAUAUGUAUGUCUUUGUUACAAAAAUAUUUUGUCAGUUAAGAAUUAAUAAGGAUUUUUGUGAAUUAAGUUAUGUCUUUGGCCACAAGUUAAAUUCUGUAUAAAAUUAUUUGUAAAAUGUAUCAAUCUCCUCCCUACACACAUACACUCACCUGCUUCUCCUUGACAUUGACUUCCAAUACGAUGCACACAUCAUUUGUAAUACAAGCCAAAUCAAUGUUGUAUUACGUUUUGUGAAAACCAUUCACUUUUCAACCCUCUUUCAACCCUCUAAAUUAUUUUACCCACACUGCUUCUUUUUUCUCUCUCAUUGAAUUAGGAGUCCAUCUCUGGGCGGAUAUUUAACCCAAUGGCUACACAAUGGUUGGGUGGGGAGGGAGUAGUUACAUCGAAAUCUGAAAUUGUGGUAAACAUUGGCCAAUAUUCUGACACGACAGGAAUGAUUCACCUCUCCAGCUGAGGUAUGAUCCCACCUGAUAAAAUCCCCAAAAAUCUCCAAAUCUUCUACUGUAUUUCUAUGACGAAGGGCAGCCAUUUCUAUUGGCAGCUUUUACGCUAUAUGAUAUAUUUUAUAUAUGUUAGGCAACUGUCGGAUCCAUGUCUCAGCUCUCUGUCCCAGCCUUUCAAGGUCUGUUCUGUCACAUGUACAAACAGAACACACUCUUCAAACAAUCCCUGACAUCUACUCAUGUACACAGACGCAUGCAACACAUGUUCUUAUAUGCUAUCUUUUAAUUAACAUACUCGACACUAUUCAGUGCUGGUAUGCAAACACACCCACUUCAGUGCAACCACCGGGUUAAAUAUCUCCAGGGUUUAACAAAAGCUAAAACAUGACUUGUGCAAGUGGCAGGGUUAGAUGUCAGGUUGCUGCUGUCCUAUGUCUCUGGAAGGUUUGAAGUUCUACAGAAGGGCUGAUAGAACACUGUUGUGACAUCUUAAAGAUUUAACUUGUAAUUCUGUCUUGUUUUGUUUGUUCAGUUUGGGUCUUUGUAACAUUGGCAGGUGAAUUCUGUACACGGAAUUUAAAAAACAAUUUUUUUUUUUUUUUCCAUUGAGUCAGCAUUGAGUCAGCAUGAUCAAUCACAUUGUCAUGGUCUGGGGGGUUGGAGUCGGACAGUAGAUCUAGCCCCACAAGGCAAAGGUGCGCACAGGUUCGCUAAGUCCCUCUGGCCUUCCAGAUCGAGAAGCGCUUACUGUCGGAGUCUGCAGCUUCUGCACUAACUCUGAGUGUGAAAUCCUCUGAAACAGGGCUGUGGCAUUCAGGCACAGAGGAUGACAGGAUGACAGGUCAAAGUGUGAGAUGAUGUACAGUGGCCCCUCAACCCCCAACCCCAGGCACCCUCCUCUCCCAGCCCUUCAGAACACCUAAUGACCAAAACUCCCACAACCCCAUACUUAGCAUGAAUGUUCAUACAUGGUUAAAGAAGGGCCCACAGAACCUGGGGCACAGUGACGUCUCAGGGCCAAGGAGAACACUGCGAUUGGCAGUUAAAAUUAUUCUUCCUCUCCCUCACCUCUUCACUCUGCCCCUCUGAACCAGAGCAGAGUAACCUUGGGGGAGGAGGGGGGUCACCAAGGGGGCAAGAGGUGGGGCCACUAGGUUGAAGGUUCAAAGGCUCUGGAGUCACCUGCAUAGCACAUCUAAACCAGUACAGGUGGUGCUCCAGAAGCCAAGAUCUGAGGUUAUACUGGAAUUGUACUAAUCAAAAAAAUGUAAAUUUAUGUAUUUACAAUCAUUUCAUUUCUUUGUAAAUAGUUUAGUACUUACAUAAAUAUAUAUUAUAUCAUAUUUUUUCUAAAUGUCAUUGUUAAUCUUAAAAAUGUAAAGAAUUGUUAUAAUCCAAAGAACAACUCUCUUUUUUGUGCCUAGCAUAGAUGUGUGUGCAGAGUUAAAUAAAGCUUUAGUUUGGAUUUUCAACCUAG
Molecule: messenger RNA, 3553 nt
Organism: Anguilla rostrata (American eel)
Lineage: Eukaryota; Metazoa; Chordata; Actinopteri; Anguilliformes; Anguillidae
Gene: prph2a
Product: peripherin 2a (retinal degeneration, slow)
Exons: 3
Coding region: 421-1458 (345 amino acids)
Biological process (GO): visual perception
Cellular component (GO): plasma membrane
Source: RefSeq, a predicted model, not a curated record